CCGGAUAUCCGGCCGCUAACGCUGCUUCUGAUUCCUGGCGGAGCCACAUGGCGCGGAACGGCGGAGCCGCUGCCUCCAAGGAGCUGCUAGGCGUGGGGCGGGGAGGAGGCAUUUGUGACACACUGUUGAUUAAUUCCAAGCAUGUUAACAAAAAAGCCACAAGUUUACAAACGGUUAGAAUGCCACGGAGUAAUAUUUUCGACAGAGUACAGAGCUUUCUUCCACAGAUGGCCCAUGCGAAUGAUGACCUAGCUAAAAAGAUAGCGACAGCAUCACCACAUCAGUUUGAUAUUGAACAUCUCGAUGAUGCCCCUGAAAAUAUUAUAGAAAUGAAUGUUGCCUUGGUUGAGCUAAGUGGUUCAGACACAGAUGAAGAAGAAAUAACUUCGGAAGACAGCUCAGAAUCUGAAGAAGACAGCUGUGCAACUGAUGAAAUUACUGUAGACAACAUGAAACUUCCUAAACAAAAGGGUGAAAAGGGCAAAAUUGAAAUUUUGGAUAGCGAAGGAAAUGAGUAGGUGUAAUAUCACCUAGGAACUAGCUAGCUUCCAGUAUUUGUCAUUGGGAGUGCUGUGCAUAAUGUGGAGAAGAAUUCCUUAUGUUUGAGAGCCCAGCUGGAAUUCUUAAGGCUAAUAACAUACUGGCCUGUCCCUUGAGUUACAUGGAAAUAAGUUCCAUCAGGUGGUCAGAAUGGAGAAGAAACAGCAAGAAACCCAUAACUUGGAACAGGUCAGAAAUGGUAAGGCCUCAUGAGAGAGCUGAGGAAAGGACUGCUGUGGGUAUAAGGGAGCAUGUGUCUUGGGAGGUAGAAAUAGCACAAAAGAAGACAAAAGGUUAUUUUCUUAGUAUUUACUCCCUCCUAAAAUACUGUAUGUCUGCUCUUACCAAGUAAGUAAACAAACACUGUAGGUACAUGCACAGUGUAGUCUCAGAAUUGAGAGAUGCUUAAGCUAGCUCAGGUACUGGUAGCAAUUAGCACAAGUACCAAACUCAGCACAAGCUAAUUGGCCAUAUUUCAUGACAGGAUAAGUUGUAUUGGAUUGAGGUCUGUGCUGCUGUAGGUAGGCUUUUGUUAGCACCUGAGCUAACUCAUUCAAAGCUAACUAGUAUCUAGCUUUUGUUGAGACUACAGUGUAGAUAUGUCCUCAGUGCCUUCAUGGUCAAAUAUAAGGAAAUAUGCCUAACUGCACGCCUCCCUAAUUUUAUAGGACAGUGAUGUUCAACUUCUGGACUUUAAGCCAUGUCUUCCAGCCCCUGAGGUUCUCCACAGGUCCAGAAAUUUGGAAGUGGGAGAGCAGUAGCAGCAUUAAUUGCUCUUGGCACUGUGGUAAUUAAAGCUGCCACACAACUCUGCUACCAUAGUUAGACUUGUGAGGAGUCCCACGAUCUGGAUAACAAGACCUUGCACCCUGGAUCAUGCCACAGAUAGAUCUGGCAUGCAGGGUUGCACCGUAGCUGGAUCCAGUAUGCAAGGUUUUAUUGGGGCACUGGAUCUAGCCUGUGGAUCAACUCCAUGCCACUCAUCUGGCCUGUGUGGCUGUAUAGGUUGAGCACUACUGUUACAGGAAGCAGCAAUUUGGCCAUUUUACUGUAGUUAGGUUACACGUGGUGUUCUGCAUUUCAGAUAUAUUGGCAGUGCCUCUGUAGAUGACAUUUCUUCCUUAAAGAAACUUAGCACUUUGUACAAUAGUUUUUCUAUACUGUAUCUACUCAAAUGUUAGCAAUCAGGUCUGGAAAGCUUCAGUUAUACAUAUAAUUUAAAAUAAAAAGAAUAAACAGUA
This is a messenger RNA of Alligator mississippiensis (American alligator), 1781 nucleotides long. It is a transcript of the gene NOPCHAP1, whose product is annotated as NOP protein chaperone 1. Lineage: Eukaryota; Metazoa; Chordata; Crocodylia; Alligatoridae. The transcript has 4 exons. The record is from RefSeq and is a predicted model, not a curated record. The coding region runs from base 48 to 518 and encodes 156 amino acids. Gene Ontology annotation, biological process: box C/D snoRNP assembly. Gene Ontology annotation, molecular function: box C/D methylation guide snoRNP complex binding.